AUGAUAUUCAUGAACAUGCGUGUGUUUCAGGAUUAUGAACCUGCAGAGGAAGUGGCUGGAAAGCAAGGCCGCACUUCUGACAAAAAAAAAAGAUCGAGGAGCGAUGACGCCAGUUUUGUCCCAAUUCAGCCAAGAACAAGGCAAUUCAGAGAGACGUUCCAUGAGAGCCCACUUCAGGAUUCUGACAACAGUGACCCUUCCAAACAAACUGCAAUCACGAAAUUUAAGUUGAACAUGGAGGAGAAUCGAUUUUACUACAUCCCACCAAGGGUUAACAUCAAGAGAUCUGGUUACCUCCAGUACUCGAGGAAACAGGAUGAGGGUGUGUUGAGAUAUGUUGCACAUGCGGACUACUACAUCCUGCUGCGUUCUUGUGCGAGAGUAGCACAAGUCGAUAUUAGGAUCAUGCACAUUGGGGUCCUGAAUUUGGAGAGGAGAUUGGCCUGGUUGGAGAAAAGGAUUGAUCAUUGCUUGCAUUUGACGGUUCCUAGUAUUACUUGUGACUUCUGUAGGAAUGUUACAGAAUGUGAGUACGAUGUUGCAGAUCGAACGACUGAGUCCAGAACUCUACCUUUGAGACCCUAG
Linum trigynum is the source of this 585-nucleotide messenger RNA. Lineage: Eukaryota; Viridiplantae; Streptophyta; Magnoliopsida; Malpighiales; Linaceae. The record is from the annotation of a GenBank genome assembly.